CCCCAAAUGGACACUGCCAUGGAAGCCAACCUGGACAACACUGGCCAUAGGCCCCGCACAGAACUCGAUGAUGAGGACUACUAUCCCCAGGGUGGCUGGGACACAGUCUUCCUGGUGGCACUGCUGCUCCUGGGGCUGCCAGCCAAUGGACUGAUGGCGUGGCUGGCUGGCUCACAGGCCCGACAUGGGGCAGGCACGAGGCUGGCCCUGCUUCUUCUCAGCCUGGCCCUCUCUGACUUUUUGUUCCUGGUGGCAGCAGCCUUCCAGAUCCUAGAGAUCCAGCACGGAGGGCACUGGCCACUGGGUACUGCCACCUGCCGCUUCUACUACUUCCUGUGGAGUGUGUCCUACUCCUCCGGCCUCUUCCUGCUGGCAGCCCUCAGCCUGGACCGCUGCCUGCUGGCACUGUGCCCACAAUGGUACCCUGGUCACCGCCCAGCCCGCCUGCCCCUGUGGGUCUGUGCUGGGGUCUGGGUGCUGGCCACACUCUUCAGCGUGCCCUGGCUGGUCUUCCCUGAGGCUGCCGUCUGGUGGUACGACUUGGUCAUCUGUCUGGACUUCUGGGACAAUGAGGAGCUGCCUCUGCGGAUGCUCGAGAUCCUGGGGGGCUUCCUGCCGUUCCUCCUGCUGCUCAUCUGCCAUGUGCUUACCCAGGCCGUUGCCUGCCGGACCUGCUGCCGCCACCAGCCCCAGCCCGUGGUCUGCCAUGGCUUUGCCCGUGUGGCCAAAACUAUUUUGUCAGCUUACGUGGUCCUGCGGCUGCCGUACCAGCUGGCACAGCUGCUCUACCUGGCCUUCCUCUGGGACAUCUACCCUGGCUACCUGCUCUGGGAGGCUCUGGUCUACUCCGACUACCUGAUCCUGUUCAACAGCUGCCUGAGUCCCUUCCUCUGCCUCAUGGCCAGUGCCGACCUCCGGGCACUGCUGCGGACAGUUCUUUCUUCCUUUGCGGCGGCUCUCUGUGAGGAGCGGCCAGGCAGCUUCGCGCCAGCCGAGCCACAGACUCAGGUGGACUCUGAGGGUCCAACUCUGCAGGGGCCAACUCUUGAGACCCAGCCACAGUCAGAUCCCAUGGCCCAGCCUCAGGUGAACCACCCUGCCCAGCCACAGUCAGAUCCCAUGGCCCAGCCUCAGGUGAAACCCCAGGUCCAGCCACAGUCAGAUCCUAUGGUGCAGCCGCAGUCAAGAGCUGAGUCCCAGACCCCUGCCUGUGCUGCUGGGUUGGCCCCCAGCCUCUGUGAGGAGGCCUCCCCUAGCCCAUUACCAGAUCCCUCCCCUGGAGCCCCUGAGAACCCAGUCACACCUGCUGCCCCGGAGGGAGAAAGUCCUGGCAGCGCCCCACCUGAGCAGGCCCCCAGUGCAGGCCCCACAUGA
Molecule: messenger RNA, 1374 nt
Organism: Castor canadensis (American beaver)
Lineage: Eukaryota; Metazoa; Chordata; Mammalia; Rodentia; Castoridae
Gene: Gpr152
Product: G protein-coupled receptor 152
Biological process (GO): G protein-coupled receptor signaling pathway
Cellular component (GO): plasma membrane
Molecular function (GO): G protein-coupled receptor activity
Source: RefSeq, a predicted model, not a curated record